Molecule: messenger RNA, 13892 nt
Organism: Calliphora vicina (urban bluebottle blowfly)
Lineage: Eukaryota; Metazoa; Arthropoda; Insecta; Diptera; Calliphoridae
Gene: Su(var)2-HP2
Product: Su(var)2-HP2
Exons: 14
Coding region: 312-13322 (4336 amino acids)
Source: RefSeq, a predicted model, not a curated record
AAAAGCGCGUUAGUGCAAAAAAUAUUGUUAAUUUUCCUUUAAAAACUACAGAAAUCAAUUCAAAAACUAAAUAAUUACCUAAAAAAUGUCAUAAGUGAAGUUUUAAAAGUGUAAAAAUAUUGGAAAUUAUAAUUUAAACCAGAAAAUUGAUUGGACAAACAUUGUGUGAAAUAUCAAAACAGCGUUUUCAUUGUGAAAAUAUGUACAGCCUUUAGAAAAGUUUGUUUUGAGACAUUAAAAAAUGCGACAACUUUUCUGAAAAAAAAAACCAAUACCCAUAUAUAAACUUGACCUCUUGUGGACGAAAAAACAUGGAAGACAUUGAAUAUCUGGAAGAGUACGAAGAUUUAGUGUUACCUGCUUUAAAUUCAGCGGCUGCGGCAGCACAGGCCUCUUCGGCUUCAUUAAAAACUAAUAAAACUCAACAAAAUCAAAAAGCUAAUGACGACGGAGACGAUUCUUCAUCGUCUUUAGAUCAGGAUAUAUUCAAUUGUUUGUUUGAAGAUAACUCAGAUGGUGAUGAAGAAGAUAUUAAUGAAUAUCAAAGAAGCGAUAACGAAUCCGCAUUAAGAAGAAAUUCUGCAUCUAAUGAAUCGUUUGAAAUUUUACAUGAUGAUGAAAUAGGCGACAAAAUAAUACAAAAAGUGGAAAUAUCACGACAAGAACCAACAAAUCAGUUCAAUAUUAUUGCUAAGCCAGCAAAUAAAAUAACUUCGUCAACACCAAAACCUAAAACGUUUUUGACAAAAGCCAGCGGUAGCACCAUACAAACAAAUACCGCCAGACCACAAACAUCAUUUUUAACUAAACCGAAGUCGAUAGCUACUGUAAGACCAACAGUACAAAAUCAACAAAAGCUACAGAAUUCACAAAAGAAAACAAAUAUCUUGGCAGCAGGAUCAUCGUCCUCAUUGCCAUCAUCGUCGUCUUUUAGCCAACGACAAAAACCCACAACCUCUACAGCAUCAACGUCAUACCGAGCAGUACAAUUGCCAGUUUUAGCACGUAAACCUUUGUCAUCAACUGGCACCGCAUCCGCAACUUCAGUUUUAGUUAGCAAACAACAAAGACCUACAUCAUCUUUACCGACUCAUCAUAAAUCGACAACAGUUUUGAAGAAAACUACCAAACGUCCGGCAACUAUUGUGAGACCGGAAAAGAUUGUUAUAAAAGAUCCAGCAAAUGAUCCAUUAGGUUUGGACGAUCUCUCCGAAGCAGGGUCCGAUAACUAUUCAUUUUCUGACAUCUCCGGAGAAACUUACAAUUCGAUCAGUGAGUUUGACGAUGAUGAUGAUGAUUGCAAUGAUGUUUAUUAUUCCGGUGAUGAUGACUAUUAUGAAGAGGAAUACGAUGAAGAUGUCUUAAGCAGCAAUUCACAAGUUAUUGAAUUAUCUAAUGAUUCCAGUGGUGCAACUUCAAAUUUGGAAGAUUAUCGCGCCUCAACACCUUCACCAGUAAUAUCAGACGAUAGUGACUCACCCAGCAGUUCUUCUGGUUUUAAAUUACCCAAAACUAAAGCAAUCAAGCCUUAUACGCAUCCCGAAAUAAUCGAGAGUGUUUUAAGAAAAGGCGAAAAACCAAAAUUAUUGGAACUAUUGCAAACACACAACUUACUCGAAGAUUCAAUAGAGAACGACGAAGGAGAUAACAUAGUCAUAGACAUAACAGCCUCAAGAGAAAAUUUGGUGGAUAGUUUUGACACGCUACAAGUUGCAACAAGUGUAAAUAACACUGAACCUGUAACAGAAACCGCUCCAUCUAAUACAAUUCCAUCGGCUAACAUAAAUUCAGACACUUCGAACCCGACAUUUACAACUAAUCCAACUAAGCACUCCAAUAAAACGAAUAAGAAGAGAACAAAAAAGAAAAGUGUGACCAAUAUGGAUUAUACUAAUGAUUACAGAGAUUUAAAAUCUCCUGGAGAUGCAUCGACAGAUUCGGAUUUAUCGGCGGUAGAAGAACUGCUGGAAGAAUCGUAUGCCCAGGCAAUGAAACGCAAUUUAUCCUUAACUAAUCAAGACGUGGGAGCUGUAAUGGAAGUAGGAGCAGAGGCAGAAGUCAUUGAAAUUGUUCAGAAACAAGAGGACAACAAAAAUAAACUACAAAAACCUGGUGUUGUCAUCGAUUAUGAGGAUAAUGCCUUAGAAGAGAAAACCGAGGUUAAAGGAAUUGAGGAAAAGAAAUCGGUGGAAAACGUAAACAAGGAAGUUGAACAAAAGAAUAAUGAGCUUAAGGAAACAGAAAAAGUGGUGGAGGCUGAAACAAAAGAGAAGAAAGAAACUGAAGACAAAACAGAACUAACAGAUGGUUCUUUAGAACAAAAAGAAAGCGGGGAAGAUAAUCCAGCGGCAUCAAAGGCUGAAGUUAUAACAGAAAACAUAGAGGAACAGGAUGCUGCAAAGUCAUUGCAAAAUAUUAAAACCAACACAUCUGAUUCACCAAAUACUCGCAAAAAGAAACGUUUCAGAAAUUUAAAUACACCAGAAGUCACCGAAGAGCAACAGGGUGCAACAAAGAGUAUUGAUGAUGUAGACGAUUUUAAGGGUUUCGAAGAAGUCGCUUACACCGCUAAAAUUGAGGAAAAAGUAGAAACCAAAGAGUUGGAAACUGCAGAAAUAGCAUUGGAAACAAGCAACAUAUCUGAAAAAAAUGCUGCAACCUCGGGCUCAUUUAAAAGUCCUACACAUUCACACAAAUCUUUGAAGGACAAAUCAAAGGAAUCUACCCAAAAAAGCUCCCGGGAUAAUUCCAAAGAUUUGAAGGAUAAAAGUGCAAAAAACUUGACAAGUAAAAGCUCCAGAGACAGUUCAAAAGAUAAAAGUUCGCGAGAAAGUUCCAGAGACAAAAGUUCUAGAGAAAGCUCCAAAGAACGAUCGCGCGAAAGCUCUAAAGAUCGCUCGAAACAUAGCUAUGACAAAGAUUCAAAACAUCAUCAUAAAGACCAUAGAAAAUCGCGCGAUUCAAAAGAAUCCUCUAAAUCUAGAGAAUCAAGCAAAUCCAGAGAUCCAAAGGAAACAAAACAGGAAGUAAAAACAGACACAAACGAUUCCCAUAAAAGUCUCAGUGUUAAAAAGGAUCAUACGUCGGAUAAAGUCAAAGAAAAGUCUACGGAAAAUAAAGAUAUAAAAACAACAAAAGAAACUGAUAAGAACCCAAAAGACAAGGUUAAAUCAAGUACUGAAACGCAGAAAGUUAAAGAAGAGUGUAACAAAAAGGAUUCAAGAGAUGAGAAAAAAGAUAAAAAACCAGCAGAGAAUGUGGAAAAGUCCAAAGAAAAAGAUAAUGGUAAAUCACAGUCCACAACUGCCAAGGAUUCCAAAACUUCUUCAUCUUCGUCUAAAACGACUCCCUGUAGUUCACGGGAUUCAUCUAAAGAACGUAAAAGCUUUAGUAAACCUUCAAAUUUAAAUAAAAGUAGUAGCAGUAGUAGUAGUAGUAAAACUGAUAAGUCUGAUUUCCCUAAACCAAAAGUAGCAACAGAUCUCAAUAAAUCUGUAACAAAUAAAAGUGAAACAACCAAACCUAAACCUACGACUACAGCAGAGAGUGUAAAAGUUUCCAAACUAAAUGAAAAACCCAAAGAGGUUUCUAAAAGUUUGCAAAGCAAUAAGGAAGGUGAAAAAUUGAAAGAAGUGAAAAAAUCUAGUGAUGAUGGUAAAGAGCAAAUAACUAUUAAACCCAGCACAAAAAGUGAUAACGGCAGUAAUGCAGGACCUAAAGUUACAACUGCAAAACAAUCGGCACAAAAUCCAGGUGUAUCUAAAAAUCCCACGAAAGAUUUAAAUACAACAAACCCAUCAUCGUCUUCUAAAAAUACAGGCGGCAAUACAAAAUUGCCACCAAAAAUUGUUAAAGACACAAGUUCUGAUCCUAGGAAAACUACUAAAACUGUAGAUGAAAGUAAAAAAGAUGCCGCUGAGCCAAACAAAUCCGUUAAAGAGAAAAAGGAGUCCACUAUUGAACCAGCUAAAACUGUAGAGUCUAAAAAUAAUGAGAAACAAACUCCUGUGAAAAGCCAGACUGUUGCUGCAAAACGCCCUGAAACAGUAGCUGCUGCAAAACCAGAAAAUAUUACUCCAGUGAAAAGUCUGGCUGCAACACGUCCUGAAACAGUAGUUAAAAAACAAGAAAGUUCUGCAAAACAAACUCCAGUGAAAAGUCAGGCUGUUACUGCAAAACGCCCUGAAACAGUAGUUAAAAAACAAGAAAGUUCCACAAACCCAGCAAAGAUUGACACUAAAGAUACAACUGCUACUAAGACUUCAACAGUAAAUGAGGAAAAAAUUCAAACAAGUAUUACAAAAUCGGAAGAAUUGAAACUUAAAGAAAAGGCCACAGAUUUCAAGAAGCCAGCUCAAACUACUAAGAGUACUACAGUAUCAGUACAAGCAAAAGUAGCAGCAGUAAUUAAGAAUAAAGAUUCUCCUAAAAGGAUUUCCAUGUCACCGAAAACAGCACCUAAACCCAAAGAAGAAAAUAUUAAUAAAACAGCGAUAAAAAAAAUAAUUGAGCCAUCAACUAAAACUAAAGAACUGGAAAUUGCAAAACCCUCAAAUAAUCCUCAAACUGCUAAAACAACUGAAACUAAAAUUUCAGAGAAAACUACUGAUGAAGGAGAAAAAACUAAAACGGAGCCAAAUAAAACAAAAGAUUCUAAAGAUUCAGUAACAUCGAAACCAAACCCAUUGAAAUCUCAACAGGAUAAUGAGAAAAACGUUAUGGAAAAAUCUAAAACUUGUAAAGAAACUACAAAGGAAACUUCAGUAUCUAAAGCCAAUGAAGUUAAAGAUACAAAAUCUCAAGAAUCCCCAGUUGCUAGUACUUCUAAUAAGCAAACAGUUGUGGAACCUAAAAUAACUGAGGACAAAUCAAAGCAGGAAGUAAAACAAAAUGUUAAAGAUACUAGCAAAAAGGAAGUAUUAAGUGCCCCCUCCCAACCAACUAAGACUAAAGUUUUGGAUAAUCUUAACAUUGAGCAAAAAGAAAAAGAACAAACAAAAACUGCCAAGGGACAAGGUGACGCCAAAAUAACAACUACAAAUCCCAAUGAUUCAACUACGGUAAAAACUAAACCUCAAAUUAACAAAAAGGAAAAUAAAACAACAGAUAAACUUAUAGCUAAAGAAAAAACUACAACAGACUGUGCAAUUAAAUCGAUAUUAUCUGCAAAACCGACCAAGAAACCAGAAGAAUUAGCUAAUAAAACUUCACAGAAUAAAACAGAACCUACAAAAUCUACAGAUACUUGCAAGGAAACUCAAGUUAACACCAAUAAAGAUAAAAUAGUGGAAAAUAAAAAACCAGUUAAACCUCUAGAAAAACCAAUAAAAAAUACUGCAGACACCACAACUAAAUCGGUAUCAUCUCCAAAACUUUCUAAAAAAGUAGUUAAUAAAACUUCACAGGAUAAAACAGAUCCCAAAGAACUUCCAGAAGUUCAAUUUAGCUCCAAUAAAGAUGCCAUAGAGGAACAUAAAAAUCCAGUUGAACUUAUAGCUAAAGAAAUAACUGCAGGCACAACAACUAAAUCGGUAUCAUCUCCAAACCCAUCUAAAGAUACAGAAAAAAUGGCUAAUAAAACUACACAGGAUAAAACAGAUCUCAAAGAACUUCCAGAGGAACGUAAAAAACCAGUUAAACUUAUAGCUAAAGAAAUAACUGCAGGCACAACAACUAAAUCGGUAUCAUCUCCAAACCCAUCUAAAGAUACAGAAAUAAUAGCUAAUAAAACUACACAGGAUAAAACAGAUCUCAAAGAACUUCCAGAGGAACGUAAAAAAACAGUUAAACUUAUAGCUAAAGAAAUAACUGCAGGCACAACAACUAAAUCGGUAUCUUCUCCAAUCCCAUCUAAAGAUACAGAAAUAAUAGCUAAUAAAAGUACACAAGAUAAAACAGAUCCCAAAGAACUUCCAGAGGAACAUAAAAAACCAGAAACAACUAAAUCGAUAUCAUCUCCAAAACCAUCGACAAAAACAGAAACAUUAGCUAAUAAAACUUCACAGGAUAAAACAGAUCCCGAAAAUCUAGCAGACACUAGUAAGCAAGCGAAACUAAGGAAAGAAAAUGAUGCUCAAGAGAAAAAAAUUGAGACGGAGAAAAAAACAGAAAAAAAUGAAACUACAGAACAUCAAGAUCCUAAAAUAAAAGAUGCUGUAAACAAAGAAGAACAACCUCCUCAGAGAUCAAGUAAAGAAGCGGAAGUAAAAUUAGCUGUAACUGCAGAAGAACAGAAAAUUGAACCCAAAAGAACCAGAAAAUCUAAGGCAAAUCUAGAUGCUUCCAAAGUAAAAGAAAUAAAACUAAAUGAAACAACUGUUGAACAGUCAAGUGAUGCAACACUGGAACCAACCGAAACUAAACAAACUGAUGAUAAAAUUUCAAUAAAUACUGAUGAAGCAGUAGAAGAGGAAAAUGUCGAAGAUGAAGAUGAGGUUGUAAUUGAACCAAGAUUAACGAGAAGUCGUAUUGAAAAUAUAAAAUCAAAUGAAUCCAUGACAAAAGAGGAAAAUAUUGAAUCCACAAACAAAAAAUCUCUAGAAAAAUCUACAGCAGAUAAUGUUGAUAAACCUGAAGGGGAAGAACAAAAAUUGGAAAAAAUAAAAACCCGAAAGAAAACGGUUUUAAAAGAAGAUGCAAAAACAGAAAAUAAAAUUCUAGAGAAAGAUUUAAAUGAAAAUGCUCCAGUUAAUGAAUUGAAGCAACAAACGAAAGAAUCCAAAACGUCUGAGCACAAUAAAACAACAGACAAAGACUCGAUAGUCAAUGAAUCACAAAAUGAAACGGAAGAAGAACACUUUGAAGCAAGAACAACUAGAAGUCAUCAGGGAGAUCAUAAAGCGGAAACCAAUACCGAUAAAACUGACAUAACAUCAUCAGAAAAAACUAUAACACACGAUGAACAAACUAGUCAAAUGGAACAAGAACAUAUUGAACCAAGAAAAACUAGAAAACGUGCCGUUGCUAAAGUUGAAGACGAUAAAGAAUUAAAAGAAAGUAAUCAAAUUGGAUCUGAAGCAACAAGUUCUGCUUUAGAAGAUUUGAAAAAUCAAACAGAAAAAUUGCUCGAAGAAAUAACAAAAACUGUAGGUGAUACAACUACAAUAACUGAAUUGGAAAAAUCUAAAGAAAAAUCUUCAACAUCAGAGGAUGCUAAUGUUCAAGUGGAAGAAGGGUAUGUUGAACCAAGAAAAACUAGAAAACGUGUAGAACUUAAAUCCGCAUUAGGGAAAGAAGCAAAGGAAAUAACUCAAGCUGAAGUAACUGAUGAUAAAUGUUCAGCGCAAGAUGAUGCAAAAAAUCAAACGGAUGAUGAACAUUUGGAGCCAAGAAAAAAGAAAAAACGUUUAGAUCAUAAAGCCGAAUUGGGAAAAGAAACAAAGGAACUAACGCAGGCUGCAACACAAGAACAAAUAAGUUCAGCACAAGAUGAAGAAGAAUCUAUGGAACCAAUUAAAACUAGAAAACGAGGAGAUAUUAAAGCAGAAAAAGAGAAACAAACAACUGAAAUGGCUCAAACUGAAUCACAAGAAGAUGAAAGUUCAGAAGAAGAACAUUUUGAGCCUAGAAAAACUAGAAGUCAAGCCGAAGCUAAAGAAAUUUCAGCACAAGGUGAAGAACAACAUUUGAAACCAAUUAAAACUAGAAAACGUGGAGAUCCUGCUGCCGAAUCAGGAAAAGAAACAACUGAAAAGACUGAAACUGAAUCCCAAGAAGAAAAAAGUUCAGACCAAAAAGAUUCUAAACAUCAAACAGAAGAAGAACAUUUUGAGCCGAGAAAAACUAGAAGGUUCGCUGAUGUUAAAGAAAAAUCUGCGAAGGAUACAACUGAACUUUCUCAAGAUGAUUCUAAAAAUCAAGCGGAAGAACAACAUUUAGAACCAAUUAAAACCAGAAAGCGGGCAGAUCUUAAAGCCGCAAUAGGAAAAGAAACUACGGAAAUUAAACAGGCUGAAUCAAAUGAAGAAACAAGUUCAUUACAACAUGAUGCUAAACAUGAAACAGAAGAUGAACAUGUUGAGCCGAGAAAAACUAGAAAGCGUGCUGAUAUUAAAGAAAAAUCUGCGAAGGAAACAACUGAAUUAUCUCAAGCGGAAACUUUAACUCAUGCUGUUCCUAAAAAUCAAACGGAAGAACCAAUCAAAACCAGAAAGCGUGCAGAUAUUGAAGCUGCAGAUACUACUGAAUCACAAGAUGAUAAAAGUUCCUUACAAAAUGAUUCCAAACAUCAAACAGAAGAAGAACAUUUUGAGCCGAGAAAAACUAGAAAGCGUGCUGAUAUUAAAGGUGAAAUAGGGAAAGAAACAAAUACAUUAACGCAAGCUGAAUUAUCUGAGGAAAUAAUAGCACAACAAGAUGAUUUGAAGGAUCAAACAGAAGAUUCUGUUGAACCCAAAAAAACCAGAAGACGCGCCGAAGUUAGAGGAGAAACUGUUAAAGAAACAACAGACAUAUCUCAAGUUGAAACAUCUUCGGAAAAAAGUUCCACACAAGAUGAUUCAAAAACUCAAACAGAAUCCUUAAAAACUAGACAACGUGCCGAAGUUAAAACACUCGACUUAGACCAGCAAGUCACAACUUCAGCAGGAACAGAAAAACCGGAAAUAUCUGAAAUUGAGGACAUAAUCUCUACCGCCGAUGAAAUGAAAUCAAAGGAUAACAGCGAGGCCGACAAUAAAUUGUUAAAUAAAGAAAUCGUUACAGCACAAGUUGAGCCAGCAACGCCUGAAACAGUUUCAAAAUCUUCUCAAGAUAGUUUAAGUUUAGAGGCUGAUAUGUCUGGCAGCGAAUCCUCGUCGUCCAACUCGGACAACACAAGAAAACGACGAACUUUAAGAAAACGGGCAACGGAAACGCCAUUACCGGAAAAUGAAAACAAGAAGAAACUAUUUAAAGAACCGCCUCUGAAAUCAACAGCAUUGAUAACAACGCCUAAAAUUGGUAAAUUUGAAAAGCCUACUGUUAUAGGGAGUACUACUAUUAAACGGAUUUCACGGUCACCAGCCUUGGGAGAUGAACAUCAAAAUUCCACCAAGAAAUCUAAAUUGGACACAUCAAGGAAAUCAACUCGUUUUCGUAAUCUACAUGACGAUUGUCUCGUAGAGGAAGAAUUACCGAUCUCAACGGCGGAUGUCAGUAUUUCUAAUGAUCAGAAUUAUUUGCAUGAACCACAAGUUGUACAAGAACCAUCACAAAACAAAAAUACAGAAAAGAUCGAGGAGCCCUUGAAAUAUGCUGAAAUCCCUAAAGAUGACAAACAAAUGCCAGCAAAAGUACUUCAAAAGGAAGUAUUAGAGGCGCAAGUAACCAAGCCAUGUGCUACUAAAGAAGCCUCACAAGUUCCGAAACAGCCUGCAAUUAAAAAAGCUUUACAAGUUCCGAAACAAGCUGAUAAUAACGAAGCUCCACAAGUCACGAAGCAAACUGCUAAUAAAGAAGCUUCACAAGUCACGAAACAACCUGUUAAUAAACAAGCUUCACAAGUCACGAAACAACCUGCUUUGCAACUCCCCAAACAGCCUGUUAAUAAAGAUCCCUUGCUUGGAAAAUCUCGUGUAAUUGUAAAUAAGAUUGUGGAAGAAAUCAAGCCCAAACCGGAUAAAAAAGAAAGCUCAAAGGCCCAAGAAACAUCAGAGCUAACUACAACUAAUAAAGCAAAAGUUAAUAUUAGCCCUAGCAAAUCUCCUGGUAGCAAUGUGCUAUCAUUUUCAGAUUGGCUAAAAACAAAAAAGCAAAAUCCCGCUACAGCUGCUAACGAGACAGUAAAAACUACCCCUGUCAAAGUAGCCCAAAACAAAGUGAAAGCAAAGUCCACACCAAAAAUCUUGGAAUUAAAACCCACAGAUGAUAAAGUAGGGGAGACACCAACACAACAGACCACCAGCAUGCUGUGCCAGAAUAAGGAAAAAGAAAACGACCUUGACAUGACGGUGGAAACAAUAGAUGCCAACGUAACCAACAUUAGUAUGAAUAUAUCAACACAGCCGCUUGAUAAUAGUUUGUUGGAACCCACGGAAAGUCAGCAACGAAAAAGAAAGAAAGGCGGAAACAAAAAAAGAAAUGUCAAAAGACUUAGAAAGUCGAAUAAAAAACGGGGCAGACCAGUUAAUACAUCCGACACUCCACCCAAAGGUAAGAUUAAAAAAACCGAAAUUGAUUUCCUUAUGGAGUCAAUGUCCAAGGAAAUGAAGGAGGGUGGCAUAGGCGAUCUUCUAAAUACUGAUACUCAUGUUAAACGUCAGCGUUUGGCAGCCAAAAAAAAUCUUUAUGAUAGUAAAGAACAGUUAAAUACCAGCAACUUAACUGUGGCAGCAACAAAAGAAACCGCCAAUGUAUCUGCAACAAUAGCCAAUACAUCGGAAUUAAUGUUAAACAAAGAUAUACCUAAAGUAAUGGAUUUUUCAGAAAAUUUGGAAAUUCUUACAAACACAACAACGACGGCUUCGCCUAAAGAGAUUUCAAAAUCACCCACUAAAAGAAAGACUCAACAAAGUGCAGCAAAAUCUAAAAAGGCCUCUACACUCCAAAAAGAUAUGCUGGUAAAUACACCCGAUAUUUUAGCAACUGCAGAGCAAACAACUUUGCCAGAAAAUCCUAAAGUUUUGGCCACAAAAUCUCGAAAAUCUCUUAAUAUUAAAGAGUUAACAGGGCAACAGGUUAAAGCUAAUGAAACAGGCAUAGUAAAAUCUAGAAAAUCGAUGCCUUUAACAUCUAAAGAAACACUGGCUAAAGUCACUAAUGUUGUGGUCGCCUCAUCUAAAAAAUCUUUGGUAAUUCCCAAACAUCAACAACAGCAACCAGCAGCAGCAAUUGAUCAUAUUGGAAAACCCACAAGUAAUGUGUUUAAAACACCCAAACUACCGGGUCCCUCAACUAUACUAGAUCAAAUACCAAAUGCUAACAAUAUAAAGAGAUUAUAUGAUGACUUUAGCAGCAAGCGUUGUGACAGUAGCCUAAAGCUGCAUCUAACUGCAAAUCAUUUAAAAACAUUUAAAUGUCGUAAGCUAAGUGUUCGGCUUAAUCGUUCAGUGGUAAGAAACUAUUUGAUUGCGAUGAAAAACAGAAUAAAACAAACUUUGCCUACAACUCAGUCAAAUGUACAAGAUAAAGUGCCUGAGGUGCCCGCAAGUCCGGUUGAGGUUUUAUCAAUUAUACAAAAUAAUUCCCAAAUGAAUUUGCCUAUACAAUCCGUAGUUGAUGCAGACACUUUAUUAAAUACCACACCUACUACGACUGCUUCCAUAGCCACUACAGUGACACCUGCUCAAUCGUUUAUAAUACCUAAUACAGACACUUUGCUAACUUACACCUCUAUUCCCACACCAGCCACCACACAACAAUCAUACGUAAUACCUAUAACCAGCGAGCCGCCAGUGGUACCAUUACCAACAACCACCCUAAUAAAUGUGGGCGAUACAAAUGAAACGAUCGAGCUUAAAAACGAAUUUGUGGAUGAGAAUCCUAUUGACUCAAUUAAUGAGGAAAUACUGCCGGAUACACCAACAUUAUUGGCGCGCGCUCAAUCGAUUACAGAGGCAGCACAACAUGCUCUCUCCAGCUCUAUAACGCCCACCGAUAUACGUCUAUUGAGUACAGAUUCUGCGGCAAAUAGCUAUGUUCCCUCGUUCGGAGUUACUCCAACGGCAUUGGACAAUCGGGGCACUUGUAUGUACACCUUUUUACAUCCUGCCAAAUACAAUCGUAAUCACAGCAAUGUUUUGCUAGACUAUUGUUGUCCUAACCUGGAUGGUCCUAUGCCGGCUAUUGAUCCCACACGUAUACAUGCCCAAGUACAAGUGCCUGUCAUCGAACUACCAGCCUGUAUAGUUUUAACAACGAAGGUGGUAACAAGAGCUGAUUUGGAAAGUGGUAGUGCCUCCAUACCGGCCAUAAUACGGAAGAAGGCGGAAAAGAUAAGAAAAAAUCUGGCCACCCAUACCAAAAUAGCCGUAGCUACUACAGCAGCAUCUGUCCAACCUCCGGCGGCUGUUCCCAUAAUGGCGCAGCCUCUCUUGGCCCCAACACCACCCAGACCAACAUUACCACCCACCAUAAAUGCUUUGACAAAACAAUUACCAGCUACCACAACAAUAACGGCGAAAAUACGACCGGACUCACAAACACCAACGUCGAGUUCAACGCCACCUACAACAUCAACGCUUCCACGAAAUACCACAAUUUCCGUUAUGCCCACUGGAAGCCGUAUGAUGCAGUUGCAAAGCGUGCAGAAAUCUUCGUUGCGUUCCAAUCUCAGGCGUUUUGAUGUUUUGCUUAAGCAAUUGGUGCAGCCGUUUGAAAGUUUAAGUUUUGUGGAUCGCCAUCGUAUAAUAGAGGCCUUAAUAGCGAAGGGAAAGUUUUCACCUAAAGAUAUAGACCAAACGCUGGUAUUAAUGGAGGAAUAUAUUAAACAGACCUUAUUGUUAAAAAAUGAUUCGCUUAACCCACCACAACCAACACCCACUUCAGCAAUUUUAAGUUCAAAUAAUUAUCUAACAACUCAAACAGCCAUCUCCAGCUCCUUGCCUUCAGUACAAAUGCCACAACUACAACCCUCACCCAGUAUAUUGGCAUCUAGCGCGGGCUCUUCAACGGCCCCCACAUCAUAUUCUAGACAAUUAGAACAGAUGCACAAUAAGGCUGUUAGGAAAGUACAAUCGAGAAGUAGAAACACAAGUUUAACUGCAUCACCAGCAGCCGUAGGAGGAGCUGGCGGCGGUGUACUAGUCAAACAACGCCAGGUGCCUAUCUACGAUACGGAUCGUAAUAUCAUUGGUUAUCAAAUGCAAAUGAUGACACCAUUGUCUACAAUACCAGCCUACACCAAGUCCACCAUGUCUGGCCACACAGGUGCUAUAAUGUCAACUUCCUUGGACUCGAGCAGCAAUAAGAUAACAUCGUACAGUGUCAGCAAAAGACCUGUGAAAAGGCCAGCCCAGGAAUCCCCACGUGUAUUUUAUACCACACCGCCUUUAAAAACGUCUACGCCGAAGGCCAUAACAAAUCCCCACAUGUACCCAACAGCACAACAUGGGAAAAACGCCAACACAGUAGCUAAAAAAACGCAGGGUUCCAUCAUAACAACUGUACGUUCGGGUGGCUCCUCAUCAAGUGGCAGUUCAGAAACCAUAACCACUACCACAAUGGCCACAGUGAAACGUGUUACACGCAGCACGGCUACCGGUUCAAAAAUAAUCAUAGUUUCUAAAUCCAAUCAAUCCAGUGAAGAAACCAUAUUGCCCGAUGGCAACAACCAACAACACCAGCAGCAGGAACAGCAGGCCGAAAUAAAAAAUGAAGAAGAUAUGGAGGAUUUUUUGGGUUGAAAUUAAUACUGAACAUUUUUUAAAGAAAAAAUAUAAAAAACUCUGAUGGGAGGUGGUAUUUUUUACUUUCAACCCCAAGAGUUUUAACACAAUUAAAGGAAAUUAAAAUUCAUACAUACAUAUGUGUAUAUAGGGUAAGAGACAUUUAAGAGAGUUACUAACUAAACAUGUCUACAAUAAACAGAUUUUAAUUUUAAACAAAUUUCGACUUUACUGCAAGUCUGUAUAUCUAAGUAUUUAUAACCUUUAAAAGAAAUACAAUAAAAAUACAUAUUUUUUAAUUUGUUUUUAAUUAUCUGUACACUAAUAAGUUGUACUAAUUUCUGAAUAUUUUAUUAUUAUUUUUUCUCUAAAACUAUAAUUUCAAAAUAAUGUAUAUAUAAACAAAUCCGUGUACAAUUUAAUAAAUAAUUAGUAUGCAUAAUAUAAAAAUAAGUUUAGUAUUUAAGUAUCUCGUUACAUUGGUUAAAAUUGCUUAUUUUUAUAUAUAAAAUAAUUAAUUUUUUAUUUAAAAAUAAACACACAACUUCAAAAUGAAUUUGAAAACAAUAAAAAGAUUUUUAAUAAAAA